Messenger RNA from Pyrus x bretschneideri (Chinese white pear), 1783 nucleotides. Its product is annotated as glycine-rich cell wall structural protein 1.8. The transcript is spliced from 8 exons. NCBI's taxonomy places the organism in Eukaryota, Viridiplantae, Streptophyta, Magnoliopsida, Rosales, Rosaceae. Gene Ontology annotation, molecular function: RNA binding. The coding region runs from base 118 to 1446 and encodes 442 amino acids. The record is from RefSeq and is a predicted model, not a curated record.
CUCAUUCUCACUCUCCCUUCUCUCUCUCUCUCUCUCUUCAGUGUUCGGACUGUCUCGCUCCUCCUCUAGGGUUUUAGGGUUUUCUGUUUCUUCCAAAUCCGAAAAAUCCGAAACGCCAUGGAAAAGUUUCAGAAGGUCGAGAAGCCGAGGCCCGAAGUGCCCAUCAACGAGAACGAGAUCCGAAUCACCACCCAAGGCUCUAUCAGAAACUACAUCAGCUAUGCCACCACUCUGCUUCAGGAUAAGCGUGGAAAAGAAAUUGUCUUGAAGGCAAUGGGACAGGCAAUUAACAAGACAGUUGCAAUUGCUGAAAUUAUAAAGAAGAGAAUUUCCUGGUUGCAUCAGGAUACCGCCAUCAGCUCUGUAAGCAUAACUGAUGUGUUUGAACCAAUGGAAGAAGGUCUUCUCCCUGUGGAAACGACUCGUCAUGUCUCAAUGAUUUCAAUCACAUUAUCAACAAAGGAGCUAAACACAAACUCUCCUGGGUAUCAAGCCCCAUAUGCUGCGGAUCAAUCAAAGCCACAGCUGAAUUACCAACAGCAGCAGCAACCAAAGCAAGCACGUGUUCCUUACAAUGCUGUUAAUGAAGGUGAUGAUUCGUAUGGCCGGGGACGGGGACGGGGACGUGGUAGAGGAAGAGGCCGGAAUUGGGGCAGGGGAGGAGGUUAUGGCAAUUAUCAAGGCGGAUAUGGGAACUAUCAAGGUGGAAACCAUCAAGGUGGAUAUGGGAACUAUCAAGGUGGCUAUAGAAACUAUCAAGAUAAUGAUGGCUAUUCAAAUCGGGGACAAGGUGGUGGACGUGGUAGAGGUUGGGGUAACCGUGGUGCUGGUUAUGAAAGGAAUGCUGGUGGCUAUGAAAGGAAUGGUGGUGACUAUGAAAGGGGUGCUGGUGGCUAUGAAAGGGGGUCUGGUGGAGGUUACGAAAGAGGUGGUGCUGGUGGGGGUUACGAAAGGGAUGGUUCUGGUGGGGGUUACGAAAGGGUUGGUGCUGGUGGGGGUUAUGAAAGAGGUGGUGCUGGUGGGGAUUACGAAAGGGGUGGUGCUGGUGGGGGUUAUGAAAGAGCUGGUGAAAGGGGUGGUGCUGGUGGGGGUUAUGAAAGAGGUGGUGAAAGAGGUGGUGCUGGUGGGGGUUAUGAGAUAGACGGUGCUGGUGGAGGUUAUGAGAGAGGCGAUGCUGGCAGGUAUCAGAGACGUGGUGCUGGUGGGUAUGAGAGGCGCGGUGCUGGUGGGUAUGAGAGAGGUGGUGCUCGCGGGUAUGAGAGAGGCGGUGCUGGUGGAUAUGAGCGAGGUGCUGGUGGAUACGAGCGAGGUGCUGGUGGUGGAUACGUGAGAGGUGCUGGUGGAUAUGAACGAGGUGGCAGAGGUGGAGGGGGCAGAGGGUACAACCGGGGAAAAGGACGGACAGGUGAGCGCACAAGGGGUGGUGGAACUGGAAACCAAGCAUAAUUUAAAGUAGGUGAUAUUUUUUGCUUCAGCUACAAUGCAUGUGCCCUUUUGCCCGUGAGGGUGCGUUUUUAUGAGUUUACUGUUUCAAUGGCGUGAAAUGUGGCCCUACGAUAUUUGGCGUUGUUUAAACAGUUUCUAUGUUGAUGUUUUCCUCCUGCGUUGCUUUAUAUUUUUGUGGAUAUGGGCAGCCCUGUUUUGGGUUUUGCAUUUAGCAUUUAGCAUUUAGCGUUUAGCAGCCAAGUGAAAAAAAGGGGUCAGUUUUAGUAUUGCUGUAAUUCUUUUGACAUUAUUGUAUCUAGUGCUUUCUUAAAAUAUAGCUUCAUUUCUUUGAAACCAA